This is a messenger RNA of Chrysoperla carnea, 1368 nucleotides long. RefSeq names its product troponin I (gene wupA). Gene Ontology annotation, cellular component: troponin complex. Lineage: Eukaryota; Metazoa; Arthropoda; Insecta; Neuroptera; Chrysopidae. Gene Ontology annotation, biological process: muscle contraction. The record is from RefSeq and is a predicted model, not a curated record. The transcript has 10 exons. Bases 174 to 818 code for a protein of 214 amino acids.
UAUUCUCAAUUGCCUGAGAAUCGAAGGCGUUGCGGUGUAUAACUUAAGCGUCGAGACGCAGUCAGCUAACGAGGCUCAAGUUGACUAGUCAGUUUCAGUGAGCCCCAAUACCACACAUCACCUCAUACAUUUUUAUUCCACACUUAACACCGGUCCCAUAAACCAACAGCAAAAUGGCGGACGAUGAUCGUAAAAAACUGGAUGAGGAAAAGAAGAGGAAACAACAAGAAAUCGAGCGCAAACGGGCUGAAGUCCGUGCUCGUAUGGAGGAAGCCUCUAAAGCCAAAAAGGCAAAGAAAGGUUUCAUGACCCCUGAAAGAAAGAAGAAACUCCGAUUAUUGUUGAGAAAAAAAGCCGCCGAAGAAUUGAAAAAAGAACAAGAACGUAAAGCCGCCGAAAGAAGACGUAUCAUUGAAGAACGUUGCGGUUCACCAAAAGAUAUUGACAAUGCAAGCGAAGAUGAAUUGAAGGAGAUAGUUAAAGAAUAUUUUGAACGCAUGUAUGUGUGUGAGGAACAAAAAUGGGAUUUGGAACGUGAAGUCCGAAAAAGAGACUUUGAGAUUGCCGAUCUUAACAGUCAAGUAAAUGACCUCCGUGGUAAAUUCGUAAAACCAACAUUGAAGAAGGUAUCCAAAUAUGAAAACAAAUUCGCUAAACUUCAAAAGAAGGCUGCCGAAUUCAACUUCCGUAACCAACUUAAAGUUGUAAAGAAGAAGGAAUUCACCCUUGAAGAAGAAGACAAGGAGGCUCAGAAAAAACCUGACUGGUCCAAGAAAGGUGACGAAAAGAAGGUAAAAGAAGAGGAAGUUGAAGCAUGAACAUCUUCCAAAACCCUUUAAUUAUCCUUCUAUUUUUAUAUAAAUUAUAUAAUAAUACUUCACCUGUGGGCAUUCAUCAUUGUAUGCUGACUCAAAAAAAACAAAAAAAAAACUGUACUUUAUUAACAAAAAUGUCCAUCCUAUAAAUGUAAAACACUUAAAAUUUUCUUUUUGUAUUUAAUAACUUUAUUGUGGUAUAAUAUUUUUAUCAAAAAAAAAAGUGAAAUACAUAACAAUUUAUGUUACACCAAAUUUUCACAUUUGUGUCUUUACCAUCAAACAAUUAAUUCAUAUAUAAAUUAAAUUAAAUUAAUUAUUAUUAUGUUUGGAGAAAUAUAAAAAAUUAAAGAACAUCAAAUUUUCCUUUUCUAUCACUUAAUAACAUUUGUGUUUUUUUUCAUAAAAUUCUACGUCAAAUUCCGAAUAAAUAAUAUCUCUUGUGAGCGUAAUUUUUAAUGUGUGGGUGGCACUCAAAUUAUUAUUUGUGUUGAACAAGUAAAUUUUCUCGCACUGAAUGGACAAUUAUUAGGCACUGGGUGGAAAGUCGUAC